Messenger RNA from Dromiciops gliroides (monito del monte), 1694 nucleotides. RefSeq names its product chromosome 2 C9orf116 homolog (gene PIERCE1). Gene Ontology annotation, cellular component: axonemal microtubule. Gene Ontology annotation, biological process: axoneme assembly. The record is from RefSeq and is a predicted model, not a curated record. Bases 95 to 505 code for a protein of 136 amino acids. NCBI's taxonomy places the organism in Eukaryota, Metazoa, Chordata, Mammalia, Microbiotheria, Microbiotheriidae. The transcript has 3 exons.
AAUGUUUGCUGCCCUGAAAAACUCAGCUUAAUUUUGCCUCGUCUCUUUCUUGUGUUUCCUUCCCAAAUUGUUGCUCUGUUACACAGGAGGUGAAAUGCCCCAGGAAGCCCCUCAACAAUCUUCUGACCAAGAUGAACAAAAGGCAGAAGCUUACUUGGAGAAAACCAGUGAUUAUUACCGAGUGAGCCACAAUUUGCCCGCCAGGUUCAAUAACCCUGGGUGGUUUCGGAACUACAGGACUAAGAAAACUCAUCCAGUAUACAGGACAUCUAACCAAACCUACGGUAGCAGAACACCUACUGUACAUGAAAUGCCUAAAAGUUUUCAUACCACACCACAUACUUUUACUCAGCAUUAUGGGAGUUGUGGGAUGUACAGAAACAACGGUUUUAAUGUCUACACUGACAAGAGCAUUGUGACAGGCACUGAUAAUUUCAUCACAUAUUAUGAUCGAUUGAACUUCCAUCCCAGUUACAAUGCUAAUAAACCAUCAAUCUGUGAUUAAUGAGCACUCCCCCCUCUCUGAAUGAUAAUCCUGUUUCUAGAUUGUAGUCUUCUGAACAAUCAGUGUAAUCAGUUCCUGUUAAAUUGACUGGGUUUUAAAAGUAUGGCUAUACUGAACUUUACUAAAAGUUUCUGUAUGUUUCUGAGGCAGUAAAACAUACAAAGUACAAAUUAUCUCUUGUUUUAACCUCAUUGUUAUUUUGGGUAUAAAAAUAACCUUCUACUAAGCAUUUCAACAAAGAUGAGAACCAAUAGAAAUACAAUGAAUUCUAGGAAUUGACUGAAAUGGAUAAUCAAGGCACCGGGCCUUAGACAGUGCUUGGUUUUUUAGUUGAUAAAUGGAUAUGCAAUGAUAACUGCUCUCUGUAGUGUUACCUGGAAACAUUUUCAUGAUCAUAUGGAAGUGCCACUGAAGAUAAAGUGUAAUGGAAAGGUUUUGGAUGAUUUCCUGCCACUCACAAUCUACUUGAGUGUUGCAUCAUGGCAUUGUGACAGCCAAUGGGGCAUAACCUCUGGCAGGGUCUACCAUGCUAAAAGCUUGUGUCUGUUGUUGAAAGAGCAGCCUAGCCAAGUUUGGAGAGGCUUAUCACCAGGUGAACUGCAGGGGGAUGGAUUUCUUUGCUAUAGUAAAUGAUCUUUCAGAGUUGCUAAGGUGUAGAGGGAUUACAAUCAUAAUGUCUGAAGACAAAGAAAUCUUUUUUGAUCCUUAAAGUAUAUAAAAAACUGUGUGACAAUGUUCUAUUUCUGGCUAAUGGAAUUCAAACCUAAUGUCUUAAUACUAAGUAAUCUCAGAUUUCUUAUAACCUAAUAAUAUUUGCAUAUAGUAUUUUGGAAAACAGUUAUGAAAAAAACAAAAAAAUAGAUCACACAUUUCUGUCUUCCUAAAUGUUAUAGAGAUUACAUUUUAAGUGGCUUGUAUUUCUAUUGUAGGUUAUCUGGUAUAAUAUAUAUGAUAGUAAUGCUAAAUGAUUCUAAAAGGGUAAUGCAAGGAAAUUUACCAACUGAUAACAAUAAAUUUGCUACACUAAAAUUUAUAUAGUCUAGUUCUAAGGCUAUCUUUAAGUGCCAAGAAGUAGGUGAGAAAAUAAUGGGUCUUGGAACUCCCAAAGGCCCCAGCUUGAGGGGAUUGAUUGGAUUAAGAUUGAUUGGAUUGACUGACUUGGCUGAUUAACUCACUUAAAUUCAAUUAA